AUGCCGUCAGAAGAAACGACACAUCGAAGUCCAGCAGAAGAACUUGAAGAAUUAGAUGCGAAGAAACUGCGUCAGGACUGCAUAAACAUUAUGCCGAAUGGGAAUUCAAAUGAGGAUGGAGAAGCUUACAAAUUGGAUCGCCUUCAGAAUCUUGUCAGUCGGAUUUUCAGUGGUGAAAAUGACAUCUGUUUGAAGUCUUUGGUAGAAUCAACUGAUGCAUCAACUUUUAGUAGCGAUGUUGAUUUAUCAGUCGUAAUUGAUGAUAUUUUCAUGCGAUCAUUAUGUAACAUGCACAAAAGCAACAUGCAGGUCAUGAAUACAAGUAGAAUGCUGGGAAAACAACUUGGCGAACCGCUGUUUGAUUUACCUCUAGCUUUGCCAGAAAUGGCUUUGCAUUAUCUUAUUACAACAAAUGAAAAAUUGUCUACUGAAGGGCAAAAUCAGUUUUUGAUGGAUCACGAGCGAUCCGUGAUCUCAGUCAUUCAAAAAAGACUUUUUGCUCAAACGUCUUUUCUUCUUCGUGGUUUCUAUGGUGAAAAAUUCACAGCAGAAGAUAUGAUAGCAGUCUUUGUUCGAAUGUUUUAUCAGCAGCAAAUGCCAGAAACUUUUGCCUGCAAUUUAAUAGCUUACUGUUCAGAUGAAGAUAUGGACCAUAGUGCACUUUCUGAGAUUUUCAAUCCUAUUUUGGACUGUGCGCAAAAGUCGAUGAGUUACCAGCAAAUGUCGAAUAAGUGCAACAGGGAAGUGGCUAUUUAUCCGUAUUCUCUAUUGAAAUUCCUUGUAGGUGUCAAGACUUCAUCCAAUAAAAGACCUAUUGCAGAUUUGCUGGUUUCACGGACAGAUUUCAUAUCAGAAGUAUACAGCGUUCUUGAAGGCCAUGAUUUUGCAAGGCUGUGUUAUUUGGGACCAUUCUUUGAAUAUAGCACAGCUCCGGCUGAUAAUGGAAGCUUGUCUGUUUAUAUGCCAUUUUUCGACUGCUCUCAACUUCCGGAAGAUGAACAAAAACCAAUGUUAUAUAACGUUUACCAGAAUGAUUUAACUCUUGUGAGGCGUCAUUUGCAUCAAAUAUUGCAUCAGUUGUUAGCAAAUACUUCGAGUCGUAACAGAACGUUGGAUUUCAUUACUCGCGUAUUAUCGGUUAAUAUUAAAAGGAGGCAGAUGAAUCCAGACCAUUCAAAAUUAUCAUCGGAUGGCUUCAUGCUGAAUUUCUUUGAUGUAAUGCUGAGUUUGGUUGAAAAAGUGACAUUUGAUAAGGUGAAUACAUAUUAUAUGUUCCAUCCGAAAUGCAGAAUUGAUUUUUCGAGUGAAACACGGUUAAAAUUGGAUUUGGAGCAAACAAAGGCCUUCACAGAAAUGAUAGAUACCAAUUUCGAGAUCAAAUUCCCCACGGAAUGUUUCUUUUUAACUUUGCAAGCACAACAUCUGUCAAUAUCAGCAGCAAUUGGACAAUUAAAGUAUUUGAAGAGGAAUUUGCAUGAAAUUGAACUUGGUUUAGCUGAACUUAAAGUACAGUUACGCAGAUUAUUCGCACUUCAAGUAAGAGAAAAAGCAAUGAUUGAAGCAAAACUGGAGCGAGCCAAUAUUUUUCGUACGAGACUCAUUCGGAGCAUUAUGUGUUUGGAAGCGGCACUGUACGAUCCGGUGUUUCUUCAUCGAGCUCUGGAAUUCUGCAGUCGUCAGCUUACUUUCCUCAUCAACAUUAUUAACCCCAAUUUCAUUAACGAUGGUUUACUUCCUCCCGUAGCACCAGAUUUGUUUGGAGUCAUGCCGGAAUUCUUUUUGGAAAACUCUCUCGACUUCAUUGUUUUUCUGCUGAAGAAUAAUCCAGUUAUACUUCUGGAAAGUCGAUUGGACUUGCCUGAGCAGCUGCUUGUAUUUAUUUGCAGCACUCAUUAUUUUAACAAUAAAUUUCUCGCAGCAAAGAUAGUGGAAGUUCUAUUCAUGGUCUGUCCUGCAAUUUUACCUGCCGCAUAUCAGUUCCAUCUUUCUGUCAUUAAUUCUCCACUAGCCAUUGAUCGACUCUUUCCUAGCCUUGUUAAAUUUUAUGCAGAUGUGGAGUCAACAGGAGCAAGCACAGAAUUCUAUGAUAAAUUUAAUAUUAGACGAUCAAUUCAAGUAAUAUUUCGUUCCCUUUGGGAAAGUACAAUCUACAGAAGUAAUAUUACUUCUUACGCAAGAGAAUGUUCACCAGAUUUUAUUCGUUUUGUCAAUAUGGUUAUUAAUGAUGCAACAUAUCUAUUAGAUGAAUCAUUGCUUGCAUUGAAAAAAAUACACGACAUUGAAUCACUGAAGGAAAGCAGUGAAUGGUCCAAUUUGGGAGAUGAAGAACGUCAAAUGAAAGAAGAUGCAUUAUUGGAAGCAAAGCGAGGUGUACGGAACUGGUUAAUACUUGGACGUGAUACACUAGAUCUUUUUACAUAUUUAACUGCUGAUGCACCUGAACCGUUUUAUGAGCCGCUGCUGGGCGAACGAUUAGCUUCAAUGUUGGAUUACAAUGUUUCACAAUUAUGUGGUCCAAAAUGUACAGAACUGAAAGUGCGUGACGCAGUACGUCGGUUUAUGUGGGAGCCACGAGCUUUACUACAACAAAUAGUAAAUGUGUAUUUGAAUUUGUCCUCAGAAAAAUUUGCAGAAUGCAUUGCUAAUGAUGAGCGUUCGUAUUCGCCAGACGUAUUUUCAAUGGUGCUUUCGCGGUUAACUGCUAAUAACAUUGUACCUAUAAAUGAGAUAGAGCUCUUGAAAAAUCUUGCCGAUAUGACGCAGCGAAUCUGGAAGCAGAAAGCUCAAAAUGAAGAAGAUUUCGGAGAUGAUGUUCCAGAUGAUUUUAGAGAUCCGGUAAUGAAUACACUAAUGACUGAUCCUGUAAUUCUGCCAUCGGGACAUAAAAUGGAUCGAAAGCAUAUUAUGCGUCAUUUGCUCAGUUCUCAAACAGAUCCAUUUACUCGGCAACCAUUGAGCGAAACUCAGCUCGUAUCUGAUGAUGCUUUAAAAACAAAAAUUCGGGCAUGGAUAAAGGAAAAGCUGGCGUCAAAAUCAAAAUGA
Molecule: messenger RNA, 3042 nt
Organism: Brugia malayi
Lineage: Eukaryota; Metazoa; Nematoda; Chromadorea; Rhabditida; Onchocercidae
Gene: Bma-ufd-2
Product: U-box domain containing protein
Exons: 23
Coding region: 1-3042 (1013 amino acids)
Biological process (GO): protein polyubiquitination
Cellular component (GO): nucleus; ubiquitin ligase complex; cytoplasm
Molecular function (GO): ubiquitin-ubiquitin ligase activity
Source: RefSeq, a predicted model, not a curated record